AUGGCAUCGGCCGAUCUUAUUCGUCAUCAACCAUACACUGUUUCUGAAAAGAAAGGAAUUUAUUUUGCAACAAUUUAUUGGCAGUUCAAGUCCGACCUUACAAAGAGCGAUACUAUUCAUGGUUCGUUCCGAUUUUUGAUCAUAGUGGAUCUGACGACUUUUGAGAAAGAACCAACUGUUGAUCGCGCUCCUCCUGCCUUCAAUGGUUCGGAAUUCGUUGGCUAUACUCUCACCACUUCAAGUGGCGUCUGUUGUCGCUGGACGUCAUUUUGGCGCGACCGCUGCAAGAACGCUUCGGUUCGGGAGCUUGUCAUUUUCGGAAUGACGGAUUUUAAUUCGACAGCAUUUAUGAUGCAGUUGGACGCCUUCGGACGUCCGCCUCCUCCGCAGAAGCUCAGCGAUGGACGUGCUGUAGUAGCGAAAGAAAUCGCUUCCAAACUCGAUAUGAUCAAUCUGGACAAACAGCGACGAAUUCGUGGUGAUAUGCUCGUGCCAUCCGGAUUGGGAAUGGUCCAGUUAGGCAAUUCAACAAAAGUCGUUAAACGACAAGGCAUAGGUAGCGAAGACGUGCAGAAGUGGCGAAAUGAUGUUUUGUCUGUGAAUCGGCCACGAACCAAUGUGGCAAAUCAACAAGAGACAGUGGAGAACGCACGAGAACACGCAAGAAAAAUCGCCGACUUGAUUCCUAAAUGCCACAACUGCCAGGUGAACAGCGAGGGCGAAGACGAAAUUUGCACGCGAAGUGACUCCACUGCGAACUCCCUUCCAUCGCCACUUGGUGAGCUGACAGUCACAACAAACCAUGAGCGCAAGUACUCAGACUAUUCCUCUGCAUCCAGUCAAAAAUCUCCAACUCCUCCAAGUCAGUCGUCGUUCUCUGACUAUUCGUCUACCUAUCGCUUGCAGUCCUCACCACCCUAUUCACAACGAUCUACAAGUCCGUUGAAAACAGAGGUUCCGACUAGAGUCAAUGUGAGCAGCGUUCAAGUGAAUCGCUUCUCGGCGACUGCCGGUCGAAACGCGAGCGAUUGUCGGGCAACCCCAUCUCCGAAGCAGAAAUCCGACCUAAGCUUAGCGGAGAUUCUCAGUCGCAAAUCCCAGAUGAUCACUGGCCAACCAAGAAACGCCGUCGGUCUCACGAAGCAGGUCCGGCUUUCCGAUGGAAAUUCGCCGUGUGGAAGACCUCCAGCGUUUAGGUAUGCGAACUUCCUACGUACCACUACAUACUAUUUUGAAUGUAGUUCUCUUCCAGUGAUUUACUCUGUGGGUAAAAAAAAUACUUUCAAAAGGCUGUAUUCUGAAAUUCGUUCUUAUUACAGUAUGUUAUCGAACUAA
Messenger RNA from Angiostrongylus costaricensis, 1335 nucleotides. Lineage: Eukaryota; Metazoa; Nematoda; Chromadorea; Rhabditida; Metastrongylidae. The record is from the annotation of a GenBank genome assembly.